Molecule: messenger RNA, 6639 nt
Organism: Temnothorax curvispinosus
Lineage: Eukaryota; Metazoa; Arthropoda; Insecta; Hymenoptera; Formicidae
Exons: 7
Coding region: 864-3221 (785 amino acids)
Source: RefSeq, a predicted model, not a curated record
CCGCGCGAAACCGCUCCCGCGUAGACGUGUAUACAGCGGGGGGCUAGGCCGCGGAGAUGCCUAGUGUCUCCGCGGAGCCGCGGGCGGUCAGCUCGAUCCGGCUGCGACGACAUCGAGGCCUGAAAUCGAGGUUUCGCACCGAAGACCGGGAACAGCGGUUAGCGCGCGCGCACGCGAUAGUAUGACGCUGUCCUCGUUCGAGAGUGUCGCGGUUCUUGGGAUAGCCCCGGCGGCUCGCGGAGCUACGCCCGGACGACGAGCGUGUACGUAGUCGGCGGUGGAGCGAUACCGUCUACGUUAUCCCGUUCUUCCCCUGUUUUACCCUCGACGUAUCGAGCGCGGCAGUGGCGGUGGUGGUGGUGGCAGCUGUGGUGGUGGCGGCAGCAGCAGUUGGCGGCGGCGGCGGUGGUGGUAUUGGUGAUGAUGAUGAUGAGGAUCUUUCGCGCCACCUGGUAUAAUCGUGUCGGCGUACAAAGUGAAACGUCGUCGUCGUCGUCGUCGUCGUCGUCGUCCUCGUCGUCAAGGGAAAGCGUGAAAACUGCAAAAGUCAGCGCGAGCACCGACUAGGGGGACAACUUUCCCGUGUGCCGAUCGCAUCGCGCGAUCGUCCACAAUUCCGCUGAUACGUCAUCCUCGUCUUCGUCUUCUUCCUCCCGCUCCUCCGCCCGUCGUGUAACAUGGAUCGCGCGCGGUACCGUCGGCGGUGCUCGUAGGUGGACGGGCUGCUGGUGCUGCUGCUGCUGCUGCUGCAUGCUAUAACCUCAACGGGAGGAUACACUGUGGCGUGUCGGAACGCCUCAGCUGUGCCGCGAGAUGUGAUUUCGCGCGACCUACUCAAGGGCGAACCCUCUCGAGCGUCGAGGAUGAGGAACGGCUUCACCGACAUACCGGUCGCGAGUGCCGACAGCAGCACGGACGCCAUAUGGCUCGAGAAAAGCAGUCCGUCGCGGAUGGCACCCGAGCGAAUGUCACUCAAUUUCGAGAAAGUUGUCGUUAAGCAAGAACGUCCAGACGAUGCGGAAAUCCGUGAACUGGCUGCCAAAAUGGUGGAAGCACACAAGGCGAAAAUGCUGGCGAGCAUGCCAGCGGUGCAACAGCAACAACAGAGGCAGCAGUGCCUCGUACCGCAGCCUAAUCUACCCGGUAUUCUUGGAUACCUGAACAAACGGCCAACCGACGGGCAGUCCGCUCCAAAACCGCCGACGGGUAAUUUGGAAAGUAAAGUGCCGACACCCGACGACGAUAGUCAGAGAGGACGAUUCGGUUGGACGAGCUUCGACGAAUGUCACAUACCUUAUAUAUUUCGCUCCGGCGAAAAGUAUUGCGCCGUACGCAUCCUAGAGUCUAAGCUUCUCAACAAGUACCUGAGCUUUCUUCAUUCGGACAUCUACAGUUGCACAUGUAUAAGGAGUUACUACAUCACGGAGGCCGAGAGCAAGUUGUUCAACGAGAUCAACACCAAGCACUGCGAGAAUCAGUUCGGAAGGGACGCGUUUACGUGCAAAGACCUGGUGGUGCGUCUCUCGGACGCCAAGGAGUUUUAUACAUUUCUCGAUGUGUGUUACACCAAACUGACCGCCGGUACCAAUCCGAGUGUGACCAGCGGACGCAAGGCGGAGAAAUGUGGUUUCAUACGAAUAAACAAAGAAUCCGUGGUACCUUACACGGUAAAGGACGGUCUACAGUAUGUGCCGCUGUUUUAUUUCGAGGGCGAGACGGAAAAUCUCAAGCUGAAGGCGGAAAAGCUCGAGGGCUGGGAUUUGUCCUACUUGAAGUUUUGCUGCAAGGUACAGGGUAUACGUAACGAACUGUUCGCGAGUGAAACGUGUUCGGUGAUUAGUCUGAGUGAUAUUAAGAGUUACUUUCCACCGGGUACCGGCUUCGAGGACUACUGGCCGACCAAGGUUAUGGACUCGCAGUUACUGGUGAACAGCAACGGCGGUGGUUCCGGCGGUGGAUGGACGAAACAACCGCCUACACCGCCGGCGACCAAGCCUCCCUCCGUGCAGAGCGUGAGUAAAGUGGUACCACCUUUAAACGCUCGUGCCACCGUACCGAUACCUAACAUAAUGCCACGGGGAGCUGUCGUCAGCACGGCACCGCAGAUGCCGCGAAUAGGGCAGCCGAGACCCGUGUCGACAACGCAUCCCGCGCAUUCUUCCCCAUCGGGACUUCCCGUCAGUAGAUCGAGCAUAGUGUCGCAGCCUAUGAUGAAUAACGUUCAAGGUGUGGUGAACGGCUGGUCGGGUCUCGUCGGCGGUCAACCUACCUUUCAAACGUCACUCGGCUCUCAGGCUAGCAUUAUACGAGCGACUCUGAAUAAUGUGAUGCACAACCAACAAAUGACCGCUGCUCCCAAAACCUAUCCUCAACAGUCUAGAAGUAGAGCGAGUAAUAGUGGAGCAGCAGCUCAGUAUCCUGUAUACCCGACGACAACCAUGCCAGGAGUUGUUCAAGCCCAACCACCGCCUCUUAUACGAGCAACUGUUCACUCCAAUCUUUAUCCCACCUAUGGGAAGGAUGACUGGGUGACCACUACGUAUACAACACCUACGUUAGGUGUACCUAACGCAGUCACAGGAACGACAUAUCCACAGAUGCUUGGUUUAAGCGAACAAGUCCAAGCUUUAAUGCCAGUACCUACAUCUACGCCAAAUUUAUUACAUCCACAAAGGCAUACACCAUCUGUGCAUAACACAUCUCAUGCAAAAUACCCACCUCCUCUGAUACCAGUCAAUGGUAGCAGCGGCAGCAGCGGCAGUUCCAGGGAUUCCCGAGGGAGGAAACCAUUGAUACCAAUAUCGGAACCACAUAUAUCUUCUUGUCAUGUACAACCAUACCAAAUACAAAAAGCGCUAAUUGAAGAAAAGAUGGUACCCUGUAUUAAUUUCAAACCUUAUAUCUAUACUGAAUUGUUGAUGACACUUCCCGACUUUGUUUCCAAUUUUUUUCCUGCCUGUGACAUCGAGAGUUGUAGACAAGUCCUUACAGAUGUGCUACAUAUAGACUUAUAUCAAGGAAAUGGGCUACAAAUGAAGAUGUUAAUGGAAGCAGGCAAAUGUUCUUCGCAUACAGAAGAUCUACCUUUAAUCCAAGUUAGGAGUAUAAUGAAAUACAUGCCACAAUUCAAGUAUAUGUUCAAUAGAGGAGAUAUGGUCAUGCCUUCCCCAGCUCAUUCGUCUGAAGAGCACCCAUCUAAAAAGCGUCAACGUACCAGCUAGGAUUGGCUACAGCCUUACUGGCCUACUUAUGAUUAUUACCAUUCGGCAUUCUAAAGCCGAUAUCGAUGGUCUCAUCGAUAUUCCCGUCAUUGUGUUUUGGAACGCCUUUAAGAGAGAUAGGCGUAUCUAAAACAAAAGAUAAUUCGCGUAUGAUGCGCGAUAAAACGUACAUUGACUGAUGCUUCAAGUGUAAAGUGAUAGUGGUGAGCUAUUUCUUUCUCCAAAGUGUAUCGAAGAGGACACGACUGUAAAUAAAAUUAAAACGUGUAAAAUUAAAAUAUGGUUGACAAUUCAGAUCUGCUUUCUACGUAGAAAGAUUUACUUCAACGGUCGACAUUAGAUAUGAAUAACUCUGCCAAAUUUUUGUAUCGACUCUUACUAUCUCCUUCUUGCAUCAUUUAUAACGAGCCAGAUGUGUGUAAAUAAAAGGUGUGCUUUAUCUCGGAAGAGGCGAUACGCAUACGAUAGAAUUGCUAUCUUCUGCCAAAUUAUCAUCGAAUUUUUUUUCGGUGCGGUCCUUAUUAGAAUAAAGCGUCUUGGUUGUGCGUGUUUGUCGGUUGCCAAGAUGCGAGCAACAAGGAUAGUGAACGUCGACACGAGAAUCGGGUCGAAAGUUUCAUUUGAUGCCGACCAUUGAUUUAUUUUCAUUUUCGAGAGACCUGUUAUAUAAUAUAAAGAUCACCCUAUAUUGUCGCAGGAUAAAAUAGACCUAAGAUAAAAAAUGAUCUUAUUUUCAAGUUAAAUGUAUUCUAUCAUUCCACACACAUUACAUAUACUCUUUCGUCUCUUCCCCUUCCACGUACGCGCGCGCGCAUACACACACACACACACACAAACACAAACACGCGUGCAACAUAACAAAUAUUUAUUUCUACCUCUUUGCACAACAGUGAAUACUAUUCUUUUCGACUUCGUGCUCUAUAAUGUUUCUUGUUAUAUAUUAGUAUCUUGCGUAUAUGAAAAAAAAAGUGAAAGUUCUGUUUUAAAGUAAAUUCGGAGAAAGAAAAUGCUGUUAUCCCAUUUGUAAAUUGGCAUAACGUGCUAUAGAGUUAUUCAUAAUGAAUAACCUAUUUUGCAUAUUAAAUGUAUAUCAAUAAAAAAGCGAAAAAUGGAAGUAAAGCUUCUUCAAGUUCCUAGCUAUUAUUAGUGCGUAUCCUGAUAACUAGCUACAAGCUAAUUUAAAAGCGUUAGGCCAUUCAUUUAUUGCGAUAAUUUUGCGUGAGUUUUUAUACGAUUUUCAUAAAACUUGUUAAAAAGCGUUAAGGUAAUUUAUUGAACAGUUUUUGUUUCGAGUGUUUAAAAAGAAGUAUAUUGUACACAGAGGAAUGUGGUGGACGUAUGGAAUGAAAAUAAAGAAGUGGAACAAAUGCCUAUUUAAUGUGAAAAGAUGGCAGUGAGCAAUAUCUUAUGGACUACGUCUUUAGAAGAUACGAAUAAUGUACAAGAUCUGACUUUGACAUAAUUGACAAGAAAAUGAAGCUGACAUUUACUUUUUACGUUUCUUUUUAAAUAUAAUUAUGAAUAGCAUUUCGCAAUAUUGCUGCUGCAUCUUUCUGAUAUUCGCAUUGUAAACUUUUGCUUUAGGCAGCGAAUUUUCCGAAAUUUGUUACACAAAGGUAUCUAAAUUUAACAAUUCUUAAGCCUCAAUGAAGACCAGUAUCUCGUGAUGGGUUUAGAUGAAAAUUUACCAGUGGCCCUAUUCUGUAAUACUUAACGACAGUUUCGUUAUCGUUAUAUCGCAUAGCUUUUUUUACUAUAUAUAAUAUCUGCAACGCGAAUAUAACGAUAACGAAACUGUCGUUAAGAGUUAUAGAAUCAGCUCCCGGGUCGGAUAAAAAGACAGCAUCGAAAUAGGAGCAUACAAAGUGCAUAAAAGUGUACGACAAACAAUAUUUAUUCAUGCAAAUGUGUUAUACGCAUUGAGAAUGGUAAUCGAUAAAGAUCGCGAUGAAAAAAGUGAUCUAAUCUAACAAAGAAAAGGCGGUUUUGCUUAAAGCGAAGGCCAGAUUCAAAUGUACAAUUUGUGACGUCUCUAACCCACUUCACAGAUACAUUAAAUUUAUGUACGCAUUUGAAAAAUGUUCAACCUAUGUAGAAAGCUAUUUAAAUAUUUAUAUAUGAAUAUAACACGAAAAUGCGACAAAAAAGAAAAACAUUCAAAUGGUGAAAAGAAAUCUGGUUGAUAUUUAAAGCCACGUUAAAAUAGUCUUCCACACGAGCGAUUCAUAUAAAUACGUCACAAAUCAAAUUUUGUUCAGUUCAAUAAAUUUUCUCUAAAUAUCGACAUUAUAUUAAUGUGUUUUCGAUAAUUGUCAUUUAUUUCCAUUUACAAUAAUAAAGAGUGCAGGACGCGAUAGCGGGCCCUCCAGGGCAGUGUAUAAAAUGCUAUUUUAUCUCUUCUCGAUGGGACGGAGGAUUAAAGAGUUAUCGACCAGCUAUAUAUAUAUAUAUAUAUGUAUGCAUGUAUGUAUGUAUGUAUAUACAUAUAUAUAUACUUUCGUCAUUUACUAAUUUUUAGUGUAAGAAAGCUCUAAAACAAGUGUACAUGGCAAACAAGUGUAUAUAAAGAGAUAAUUAUAACGACUGAUUCACGUCGAACGUGGAUCUUCCGCGUAAGGCAGAUAUUGUUUGGAUACUCUGUCGUAGUGAAUAUAGUGUAUUAUUUAUGAAGCGAUAUUUUGUGGUAUUACGAUUUGAAAGACACCUUGCAUUGCGCUAUCGAGAGACUUUGGACUGGUAUAUCUUACUGUUACAAACAAAAAUGAUUCAAGAAAAUGUAGAAGAAAUCCGAGGAUGGAGAAAAAAAUAUGCCUGGCGAUUUAUUAUUUAAAUAAAAACAUUUUUGAGAGCGGUGAUAUUAUUUUAUUUAAUCGACGUUAAACGUUGUCUAAUUUUAGUUUUUACAUUCUAUAUUCUGCGUUAUGUACACAAACGGCCGAUUUAGCGGAUUUAUUGUCCGAAAUAGUAUACUUUUUAUUUUGCGUUUCGUUUUUUAUUUCGUUCACGAGUACGUAAGUUUAAUUAUAUCGAACAAUGCUAUAAUUUGCGGAAGGAUAUGCACAUAUGUAUACGUGCAACGAAGGAAAGUAUACGUCGACUUUACUUUGCGAUUGUUUGCCGCGAACAGAAAAAAGCGUCUGUUGAAAUUUUUUUCAGUUCUUUCAAUGGGAAACGCGUACCAUUUUAUUACUUCGUAAAUCGUGUUGCGUGCGCGAUUUUAUUCCUCUCGAGGUAAACGCAAGAGAUGGCUCCAGUCCAAGACGUAUAAUAUCAUUUUUAAUAUGUUAGAUUAGCACAUUUAUUUGUUAACGUUUGUUAAAACUGUGUAUUAUACUUUAUCACGCUAUCAUUUGUACAUAUAGAGCGUAAGGAAAAUAGGACUAUUAGAUAUUUCAAAAUAAAUUCAUGAUACAAUCAA